Cuscuta epithymum is the source of this 2136-nucleotide messenger RNA. NCBI's taxonomy places the organism in Eukaryota, Viridiplantae, Streptophyta, Magnoliopsida, Solanales, Convolvulaceae. The record is from the annotation of a GenBank genome assembly.
UUAGUAAUUUGCCAUAACUGUUUCAGGAAGCAUUUCAGAUGGAAGCACUGGAGACGUCGCUGUUGAUCAAUACCAUCGUUAUCAUGUGUCGAUUUUUAUGUUUUUAUUCGAGCGUCCAGUGCUUUUAGUACAUUUCAAGUGAAGUUGAAAAGGUUUAAAUAAGGUCUAUUAAACAAUAGGUCCAAUAUCACGAAAAAGGCUCCAUUUACACCUACCUCGAGUGUGUAAUAAGAAGACAAAAUAAAAAUAAAAAACAAAAUAAAAAGAAAAAAACAUACGGGUGAUUGCCCUUGCAUAUAGGCCUAUCAUUUCUUUAUUUCUGUGAGAAGGUGGCACGGAAGGUCCAACAGAUAGACCUUGUGCUAGACAUCUUCCAUUUUAUUAUUUUCCACAUCACUUGUAUGCAUUGUAUCUAUUUUUGUUUUCAAUUGUAGAAGACAUCUUCAUUGAAGAAGUGCAUUUGCUGAGGUCGAGCCACAAUUCACCUUAGCAUUCGAGAUGCCCUUAUGAUAGAAGAUGUAGAGUUGAUGGAAUCUCUUGGGGUCAAUGCUCAUAAGAUUUCAAUUUCAUGGUCUCGUGUUUUACCAAAUGGAAAACACGGAAACAUUAAUUGGAAAGGAAUCAUCUAUUACAAAAAUCUCAUCGAUGCUCUCCUACAUAAAGGUAUUGAACCAUUUGUAACAAUAACACAUUUUGAUCACCCUCAAGAAUUAGAGGACAAAUAUCAAGGUUGGCUAAGCCCCGAGAUGCAGGAUGAAUAUGCACAUCUUGCAGAGGUCUGUUUCAAGAAUCUUGGUGAUCGUGUUAGGUAUUGGAUUACAUUCAAUGAACCAAACAUAUUCGCAACUAUGGCUUAUCUCUACGGGUUUUGGCCUCCCAAUCGAUGCUCAAAAUCACACGCGAAUUGUACUCAAGGAAAUAGUGGCAAAGAACCAUUUAUUGUAGGCCACAACCUCAUUCUAGCUCAUGCUUCUGCUGUUAAUAUAUAUAGAAACCAUUACCAGUUUUCUCAAGACUUCAAUUCCAUAUAUAAGGGCUUUAUAGGAGGAGUUAAGGGGUGUACAUAUGGGUGCGGGAAAUUAUUCAGCACGCCCUUUCAAUUCAAACCGGGCUGCACAACAUUAUUGUAUAUAAAUGGCUCAAAGAGACUCCUCACCAGUUAUAAGUAAUCAUGGCAAAAGCAAGGAGGGCAAAUUGGAGUUGCGCUAUAUUUUAACUGGUAUGAACCAAUAAGCAACUCAACUGCAGACAAAGCAGCCGCUAUGAGAGCAGUUUCCUUCUCAACAAACUGGUUCUUGGAUCCAAUCAUAUAUGGAGUGUAUCCCAAAGAAAUGAGGGAUCUUCUUGGGCCGAUUUUACCAGAAUUUUCAAGCUCAAACUUAGAAAUUCUGAAAUCCGGGUUAGAUUUUAUCGGGAUCAAUCACUAUGCCACAUUUUAUGCCAAAGAUUGCUUAUUUUCUACAUGUGAGACUAUAAAUGGAAACAGCCGAGAAGAAGGUUUUGUGGUGCAAACUAUGUUGAAGAAUGGCGUCCCCAUUAGUGAAAAGACAGGGUUGGACUAUCUGGAUGUUUAUCCGCAAGGAAUAGAAAAAGUAGUAACAUAUACAAAAGAAAAAUAUCCCAAUAUACCAAUUCAUAUAACAGAAAACGGAUAUUGUGACAAAACCACAUCAAACUCUAGCAUGGAAGAAGUUCUUGAUGAUAUAAAGCGGGUCGACUUCUUGGCCGGUUAUCUAAACGUCCUGGGAAAUGCCAUUGGAAAGGGGGCAGACGUGAGGGGCUAUUUUGUAUGGUCAUUGUUGGAUAACUUCGAGUGGACUUAUGGGUACUCAAAGCGGAUGGGGUUGCACCAUGUUGACCGUGUCACUCUUAGGAGAACUCCAAAAUUAUCAGCAAAAUGGUACAAACAAUUUAUUGCAGAAAAUCAGAGACUUAAGAAGAAAAUGCUGAAGACGAAUUAUUAAAUUCUAAUAUCCUUAUCGUGUUCGUUAUGAUGUGAAUAUUGGUCCAAUAAAACAAACUUUUUGAAGCUUUUACUUGCUAAUAAAUACUACGUAUUAAGAGUGUAUUAAUAUCUUCAGUCCAUUUGUAGUCAUUUAGUACCAUGAUUAGGAUAAUGAGUUAUUCUUCCUGCAG